UUCUCGACACUACCUCUUCCAUAUCUCCUCCCACUUCCAUGGCUUCCUCCGCCUCCUCCUCCCUCUUCUCGCCUCUCUCUCCUCUCCAAACUCCAUCUCGAUCCGAGCGUGGCAUUCUCUCGGAUCUUCGCUUACGGUUUCGUCGCACCCGCUUUUUCCGCAAUUCGAGAACCCUAAUCCCGACACCGUCACCCCAAAGGAAUUCCCGCCCCGAUUCGAUCCGCGCCGUUCAAACCGACCGCACGCCCAGCCGUCCCUCCAACGAAGGCGGCGGAAAGGAGGACGCCGAUCCCAUUGAGCGAUUCCUGAAGCGGGACUACUCGCAGUGGGGCUUCGUCUCCGACAUCGAGUCCGUCUCCAUCCCCAAGGGCCUCAACGACGGCACCAUUCGCCUCAUCUCCGCCAAGAAGGGCGAGCCCGAAUGGAUGCUUCAGUUCCGCCUCCGCGCCUUCCGCCGUUUUCAGUUCAUGCGCGAGCCGCACUGGUCCGACAAUUGCUACCCGCCCAUCGACCUCCAGUCCAUCUGCUACUACUCUGAGCCCAAGCGGAAGCCCAAGCUCGGCAGCCUCGAUGAGGUCGAUCCCAAGCUCCUCGAGACGUUUGAUCGCCUAGGCAUCCCUCUCAACGAGCAGAAGCGCCUCGCCAACGUUGCCGUCGAUGCCGUCAUCGAUUCCACAUCUAUCGCCACCACGCACCGUGCCGCCCUCGCUGAGAAAGGUGUCAUCUUUUGUUCCAUCUCCGAAGCCAUCAGGGAGUACCCGGAGCUUAUCCGCCGGUACCUGGGGGAGGUCGUCCCUCCCGGGGAUAACUACUACGCGGCCCUCAACUCUGCCGUCUUCAGCGAUGGGUCCUUCUGCUACAUCCCCAAGGACACUGUGUGCCCCAUGGAGAUCUCCACGUACUUCAGGAUUAACGAUCGGGAGACGGGACAAUUCGAGAGGACGUUGAUUAUCGCUGAUGAACGGAGCUACGUCAGCUAUCUGGAAGGCUGCACGGCACCGUCAUAUGAUAAGAACCAGCUACAUGCCGCGGUGGUGGAGCUGUACUGUCAUGAGGGAGCUGAGAUCAAGUACUCCACGGUGCAGAACUGGUACGCUGGUGAUGAGGAAGGCAACGGUGGGAUCUACAAUUUCGUCACAAAGAGGGGGCUUUGUCAAGGUAAAGGGUCGAAAAUUUCAUGGACACAGGUAGAAACUGGCACCGCAAUCACAUGGAAGUACCCCAGUGUAAUUUUGAGGGGGGAUGACUCGAUGGGUGAGUUUUACUCGGUGGCACUGACUAAAGAUUUCCAGCAAGCAGACACCGGAACAAAGAUGAUCCAUCAGGGGAAGAAUACAAGGAGUCGGAUUGUCUCCAAGGGCAUCUCUGCUGGGAAGUCUACGAAUUGUUACCGAGGGCUUGUUAAAGUCCAGCCUGAUGCAGAAAAUUCUCGGAACUUCUCACAAUGUGAUUCUAUGCUGAUCGGUGACACAGCGGGUGCAAACACAUAUCCCUACAUAGAGGUAAAGAACCCUACAGCUCGUGUGGAGCAUGAAGCAAGCACUUCUAAGAUAGGUGAAGAUCAACUCUUCUAUUUUCAGCAGAGGGGGAUCGAUCAUGAAAAGGCUGUAGCUGCAAUGAUUGGUGGAUUCUGCAGGGAUGUUUUCAACAAGCUCCCACUGGAGUUUGCCUCCGAAGUGAAUGCACUCAUGAACUUGAAACUGGAGGGGUCUGUCGGGUAAAAUUCCUCUUUCUCUCAUCGCUUACUGAUGCUGUGACUUGUUUGUAAUCCCUUGUAUAGCUUUGUAAGAACUAAUCGACUUCCAGUAGACACACAAAAGCGCACUUGAGAUGGUUGCUUAUUUGUCAAAUCCAAGCAUACCUUUUUAUUUUUA
Molecule: messenger RNA, 1874 nt
Organism: Musa acuminata AAA Group (dessert banana)
Lineage: Eukaryota; Viridiplantae; Streptophyta; Magnoliopsida; Zingiberales; Musaceae
Product: iron-sulfur cluster assembly SufBD family protein ycf24-like
Exons: 2
Coding region: 39-1721 (560 amino acids)
Biological process (GO): iron-sulfur cluster assembly
Source: RefSeq, a predicted model, not a curated record